Sphenostylis stenocarpa is the source of this 567-nucleotide messenger RNA. Lineage: Eukaryota; Viridiplantae; Streptophyta; Magnoliopsida; Fabales; Fabaceae. The record is from the annotation of a GenBank genome assembly.
AUGGAUUGGCAAGGGCAAAAGCUAGCAGAACAGCUAAUGCAGAUAAUGCUGAUUGCAGUUGCUGUGAUUGCAUUCGCAACUGGAUAUCUUAUGGCUUCUUUCCAAAUGAUGAUCCUCAUAUAUGCUGGUGGUGUGGUUCUCACCACAUUGGUCACUGUCCCUAAUUGGCCUUUCUUCAACCGCCAUCCUCUCAAGUGGUUGGAUCCGAGCGAAUUAGAAAAGCAUCCAAAGCCUCAACCAUCUCUGAAUAUAAAUUCAAAGAAGAAAUCCGUUAAGAAAUCCAUUUUCUCUUGCAACCAUCUUUUUACCUUUUUAUCUCCCUCCCGUCCUACACCCGCACAUGGGUUGAUCUUGGUUUAUUGCCUUUCUGCUUGUCAUCUCUCUGUUGAUCGCGUUAGUCUCUUUGCUUACAAAGAACGAGACACUUAUUGGUGGGUUGUAGUUGUGAUGGUAAUAUAUUCAUCAUGUGUUUCUGCCAAACUGAGUAUUUUGGCUGUAACACCAGAUAUACUUCGAAUGAGUGUUGUACAGGUUCCAAAUGUAAGUUUCGCUAAUGGCAAUUCGUGA